AUGGCGCUCAACUUGCAGUCAACGCCUCCCACUUCCCAGCCGCUACUUGUGUCGCGAAGACUCAGCAAUCAGCCUACACAUCGUCAGAUCACAGACUUUGUCAACGCAUACCGCUCCCUCUCCCUUAUCUCAACUACUACUAUCCUCCUUCCCUCGCCCAUUCCCUCGAGCGCCUUCAUACACUCCUAUCUACUGCGCCUUCUCCCAAUAACAUCUACUACUAUCAACAUCAUGACCUACGGUUCUCAGGAAGCAUCAACGUCCGCGUCGUCCUCGUCGUACACGACACUCGAACCGCUGGACAACGCAACAGGAUAUACAACUCCUGAGGACAACGAGACUGCAGAGAGCAACGAGCAACUGCUCGAGGCGGACGAGCUCUUCUUCGACUUUGCGAAGUGGGAGCACGAUUCCACGCCGGAAGCCUCCUCGUCGGGAGGGGAGUCCACCCCCAGCCUGGCGUCGACGGAGGAGUCGUCUGCUUCGUCUGGUAUCUCACCGCUGUCGGGUUCGGAAGGUUUGCCGACUCACUCGCGACCACCGAGCCCCGCUGCAUCCUCCGCUCCUUCCACCUCCGCUUCCCCGGUGCGCUCCAAGCGCAAGCGGGAGGCCUCUGACGAGGGCCCGUCUACAUCCGUUCGUCAACAAGCGCAGCGGGCACCGCGCAUCACACCACAAGCCGCGCCGACACCCCAUGAGCGGCGGGUGUACACCUGCGGCAGGCUGAAGCACAUGGACGAACACCUGCCCGAUUAUGUGUGGCAGGGCCAUUCCGAGGACUGGUGGGCCCACGUCCGGAGUCAUGUGGGAUCUCAUGAAGCUCCUGCCAGUGACAGCGGAGACGCCUCGUGGGGAGGGAGUCAGCAGCGGGUGGGAUGGAUCAUGAUGCGAGUUCGCUGGGACCGCGAAGGAGGUGGAGGGCAAUGGGAAAACGGCCCACAAGGGCAGUCUCGCUGA
Molecule: messenger RNA, 957 nt
Organism: Rhodofomes roseus
Lineage: Eukaryota; Fungi; Basidiomycota; Agaricomycetes; Polyporales; Fomitopsidaceae
Exons: 4
Coding region: 1-957 (318 amino acids)
Source: RefSeq, a predicted model, not a curated record